Molecule: messenger RNA, 1561 nt
Organism: Emiliania huxleyi CCMP1516
Lineage: Eukaryota; Haptophyta; Isochrysidales; Noelaerhabdaceae
Exons: 6
Coding region: 114-1439 (441 amino acids)
Biological process (GO): proteasome-mediated ubiquitin-dependent protein catabolic process
Cellular component (GO): proteasome regulatory particle, base subcomplex
Molecular function (GO): ATP binding; ATP hydrolysis activity; proteasome-activating activity
Source: RefSeq, a predicted model, not a curated record
GACACCGCUCACCAGCCGCACCCUCGCUGCGGGUGCGUUUUUGCCCCGCGCCCGCUACCUGCUUCGCGCUCAUCUCGGCGCACAAGCAAGCCACCCGUCUCGCGGCAGGCGCGAUGGGCGGGCAGCAGAGCCGCGGCGAGGGCGCCGGCGACGACGCGCAGCAGGAGAAGGCCAAGAAGGCCAAGAAGUACGAGGCUCCUGCGCCGACUCGCGUGGGGCGCAAGAAGCGCAAGAAGGCGGGUCCGGCAGCGAGCAGCAGGUUGCCGACCGUGGUGCCGGCGACCAAGUGCAAGCUGAGGCUGCUCAAGCUCGAGCGCGUCAAGGAUUACCUCUUGAUGGAAGAGGAGUUCGUCGCGCGGCAGGAGCAGGUCAAGCCGCAGGAGGAGUCGGCGCAGCAGGAGCGGACAAAGGUGGAGGACAUCCGCGGCACGCCGCUCGGGGUGGCGACGCUCGAGGAGAUGGUGGACGACAACCACGCCAUCAUCUCCUCCUCCAUCGGCCCCGAGUACUACGUCAACAUCCUCUCCUUCGUCGACAAGGACCAGCUCGAGCCCGGCUGCUCGCUGCUGACCCACAACAAGGUCAACUCGAUCGUCGGCCUGCUCGCCGACGAGGCGGACCCGAUGGGGAGCGUGAUGAAGGUGGACAAGGCGCCGGUCGAGUCGUACGCCGACAUCGGCGGCCUCGAGACGCAGAUCCAGGAGAUCAAGGAGGCGGUCGAGCUGCCCCUCACCCACCCGGAGCUGUACGAGGACAUCGGCAUCCGCCCUCCCAAGGGCGUGAUCCUGUAUGGAGAGCCCGGCACCGGUAAGACGCUCCUCGCUAAGGCGGUCGCAAACCAGACCUCGGCGACCUUCCUGCGCGUCACCGGCUCGGAGCUCAUCCAAAAGUACCUCGGCGACGGCCCGAAGCUGGUGCGCGAGCUCUUUCGCGUCGCGGAGGAGAACGCGCCGACCAUCGUCUUCAUCGACGAGAUCGACGCGGUCGGCACCAAGCGGUACGACUCGACCUCGGGCGGAGAGCGCGAGAUCCAGCGCACCAUGCUCGAGCUGCUCAACCAGCUGGACGGCUUCGACGCGCACGUCGACGUCAAGGUUAUCAUGGCGACCAACAAGAUCGAGUCGCUCGACCCGGCGCUGAUCCGGCCCGGCCGCAUCGACCGCAAGAUCGAGUUCCCCGCCCCCGACCAGAAGACGCGCCGGCACAUCUUCCAGAUCCACACCUCCAAAAUGAGCCUCUCAGACGACGUCAACCUCGAGGAGUUCGUCAUGUCCAAAGACGAGCUCUCCGGCGCCGACAUCAAGGCGAUGUGCACCGAGGCGGGCCUGCUCGCGCUGCGCGAGCGGCGGAUGAAGGUGUCGCAGGCUGAGUUCAAAAAGGCGAAGGACUACGUGCUGUACAAGAAGCACACCGGCGCGCCCGAGGGCCUCUACCUCUGAGAAGUGGAGCCGCACGCACACAGGCACACCGUGCUCGAACAGUUUGAGGCCACAGCGAGGGUCGUGUCGGCUGCCUUGGGACGUGUCGUGUAACGAUACGUCUAAAGCCGUGCAUUUCACGC